CCCCUGUAAGCUACAGCGCUGGGGCCAGCGCGUGCGAGAAGGGCGAGCAGUGGCAGCGGGCGCUGGCGCUGCUGAGCGAGAUGUGGGAGGUGAAGCUGGAUCCCGACGCCAUCACUCACACCUUGGCAGCGGGCGCUGGCGCUGCUGAGCGACAUGCGGGUGGCGAAGCUGGAGCCCACAGUCAUCUCUACAGCGCGGGGAUCAGCGCGUGCGAGAACGGGGAGCAGUGGCAGCGGGCCCUGGCGCUGCUGAGCGAGAUGUGGGAGGCGACGCUGGAGCCCAACGUCAUCUUCAGCUACAGCGCUACGAUCAGCGCGUGCCAGAAAGGCGAUCAGUGGCAGAGAGCUCUGUCGUUGCUCAGGGAAAUACUCUCCAUGAGAUUGCACCCAGGCUUCUGCCUUUAUGGCAUUGUAGCCAGCAUGUGCGAGCAAGCUGGACAAAGGAUGUUGGUGAAGUCGUUGGCAAGGGAGGUGUGCGGCGCAGUUGAAGCGGAAUGA
Molecule: messenger RNA, 497 nt
Organism: Prorocentrum cordatum
Lineage: Eukaryota; Dinophyceae; Prorocentrales; Prorocentraceae
Source: the annotation of a GenBank genome assembly